This is a messenger RNA of Camellia sinensis, 991 nucleotides long. The record is from RefSeq and is a predicted model, not a curated record. NCBI's taxonomy places the organism in Eukaryota, Viridiplantae, Streptophyta, Magnoliopsida, Ericales, Theaceae.
UUUAACCCCUCCCUCCAAAAUCCCCAAUCUCAAACCCAAAAAUCCCUAAUCUCUUCUUACCCCGCUCUCUCGAGAUCGAUCGAUCGAUCGACGGUGAGCGGCGGAGGAGCAGCGUCGGAGCAGCAUCGUCGUCGUCGUCGUCGGAGCAGCGUCGGCCUCCUCUUCCGUUUGUUGUUUUCGUUUGUUGUUUUCUUCAACAUCAAGAUGUGGUGAAUGGAGUUUUGAGCUGCUUUAGGUCAUUGAUCAUUGAUCCCACAACAUGUCUGAGAUCGUCAAAAAAGGUUGGAACAAGUACCUGCUUCAACUUCAACUCAACCCUCUCAGAACCAAGGCAAUUACUUCUGGGGUUUUGAUUGGAAGUAGUGAUAUAAUAGCUCAGAAGAUCACUGGAGUGAAAAAACUUCAAUUCAGAAUAGUACUCCUUUUAAUGCUCUAUGGGCUUUUGUAUUCGGGACCGUUUGGCCAUUUCUUUUACAAAUUGAUGGAUCUGAUCAUCAAAGGAAAGAAGGGCAACAAAACUGUUGCAAAGAAGGUUUUGUUGGAGCAAUUGACUUCUUCUCCUUGGAACAAUAUGCUUUUCAUGAUGUACUAUGGCGUGGUAGUUGAAGGUAUUGCUCUUUAAAAGAGGCAGCCUAAGCAGCUUAUGCACAAGUUUGUGCACCAUUACCAUACAUGGGCAGUCAGGACAGCAGUUUAUGCUGGAAUGUGUGCUCUCCCACCGAGGGAACAACUGCUGCUGAAGCUAAAUGAAAAUGAUAUUUCUUGAGUAAUAGUUUGCUUCUUGUGGAAUGCGGGCAGGUAAAGAUUAUGACCAACUUUUGUUUUUGUAACCCAUGGAAGAAUGAAGACGAAAACUUUUGAUUUUGAUACGUUAUUUAGAUUUGUGAACAACAUUAUGUAUGUAUUAUGCGACAUUAUGUAAUGGGAUAAUUUUUAUUGUUAUGAAUUUUUAUUUAUGUAUUAUUAUGAAUGGAACAACAUUAUGAAUUUU